Notolabrus celidotus (New Zealand spotty) is the source of this 1641-nucleotide messenger RNA. RefSeq lists its product as uncharacterized. The transcript has 9 exons. The record is from RefSeq and is a predicted model, not a curated record. The coding region runs from base 240 to 1073 and encodes 277 amino acids. Lineage: Eukaryota; Metazoa; Chordata; Actinopteri; Labriformes; Labridae.
AAACACAGACACAUGUUACAUCAAUGUUACCGGGGAGACCUCCUCUUUACUAUCAUAGUGUCCAUUUAACUAUAAUUUAAACAUAGUUUGCGCAAGAACGGCCUAAACAUGCCAUGUCGAAGAUCACUAAAUCAGACCAUCCCAAGAGUAUGUGCAUAUUAUGAUCGAGAGGAUUAAACCUGCGACCGGAGCUUAGUUUGUGAUGUUAGCCGGCUCCUAGCACAAGCCACAACAGAGCCAUGAUGUCCAGAAGGAGAAGAAGAAUCAAGCCUGUAGAUGAUGCAAUGACAUAUAUUCUGUCUUGCACUGACAAGUCUGGAUUUAUGUCAAGACUCGUCGACAGUUACAAAGGUGACAGACCCUCAGACUCCUGCAGCAGCAGCAGUAGAGACAGAGCAUCUGCACAUCAGAUGCUCCACAAGGAAUCAAAGCCAGAUGAGACUCAACCACAGGUGACAGACCCUCAGACUCCUGCAGUAGAGACAGAGACCAGCCCUGUACAUCAGAUGCUCCACAAGGAAUCAAAGCCAGAUGAGACUCAACCACAGGUUUUUACUGUCCAAGGGUUUUCGCUCGUUGAUUAUUCAGAAAGUGAUGAAACUGAUGAGGACUUUAUGGAGAACCAAAGUCCCACUCCACACCGUGAUGUUCUCAGGAAGAUAACAGAAAACACUCUGUGGGAUAGAGUUCAAGAUUUUGCUGGGUGUCUCUACGAUUCAGAUGACGACAUCACAGAGGGCACUUCCAUUUCUAAGCCUGAAAGGGAUUCACCGAGGCCGAGAAGAAGCUCUUGCCACCCUACGUCAGUCUACCAGGAGAACAGAGGUCAGAAGAUGAGGAGAGCAUGUCAUCCCUGCAAGAAUGUACCUCCACAUCACAUGUCCAAAGCCAGGCAGCGUCUUCAACAGAUGUCAGUAUGCCAGAACAACAGUGGUCAGAAGAUGAGGUCAGCAUGUCAUCCCUGCAAGGAUGUACCUCCACAUCACAAGUCCAAAAAAAGAGUGUGUCCGCAAGAAAGAGAGGUAAGCAAGCUGCUGUACAGCGUUGGACAACAGAGGAGAUUGCUGCAGUAGAAAAACAUCUGAAGAAGUUCAUUGUGAGGCAAGAUGAUCCAGGUAAAGCGACUUGUGAGCGCUGCAUUUCUGCAGAACCGCAAGCACUGCAAAAAAGAGACUGGAAAGCAGUCAAGUAUUUAAUCAAAAAUAGAAUAACUGCCAUGAGAAGAAAAUUGUAAUGAAAGCAGUUCACUGAUCGGGAGUAUGGACACGUUUUCAGUUUGCACUCUAACACUUUUUUGUUCAAGGUCUGUUUUGUUGUAUUGUUUCCACCUGUCUCUAUAACGCAUUAUAAAUAUAGUUAUAAUGACCUUAUAGCACUGUACACAUAUAGUUAUAAACACUCAUAAAUUAUUAGAAUGCUUUAUAACAAUCAUAACAGUUAUUAUUGUUAUAUAGCAUUAAGAUCAUUUAUGAGUGUUUCUAUAGUUAUACAGUGCUAUAACCUCAUUAUAAAUAUUUUUAUAAUGACGUUAUAGAGAUACGUGUUAAACAAAGUGUUACUCAAAGGGUUACCACUUUUUUUGUUUUGUGUAAAGCGCAGUCUGAUCAUUGACCUGUUGGCAAAAUAAAUACAUGCUCCUCA